GGAGGAAAAGGAAAAACUAGUGUGCAAUUCGAGAAAAGGUGGUACAUCACACAUUAGUAUUAGGGUUGUAUUUUCUUAGACCGAAAGAACUAGCACAGAAUUUUAUGUACAUGUAAAUGCAUUAAUUGACCAAACUGAGGAGGAGUAUGGAGUAAGGAUUCAAAAGGUGGGCUUCCUCAUAUGGUUGACUUGAAUCUUAAAUGACUAUCUUACAAACCAAACCUGUGGAAUACACAUGGAGAAAAAAAUAAGAGCAUUGAAUCGUUCACGUUUCCAUUUUUCAAGUUUUCUUAAUCCGCAGAUUAUGGUGACACUUUGUAUGGUUAAUUAAAUAGUUCAAACUUUGUAUGAUAAUCUGCAAUGCACAACUUCAUCUAGCUCCCUCCUUAAUCAUGAAGUCAAUUCACAAACCUAUCAAAACCAAACCCCUGAUGAAAUUCAUUUUAGUCUCCUCUUCAUUUUGUGCCAUUUCUCUGUGUGUAUCAGUGUUACUCCUAGCCACACCAAAGGUAGUAGAGGUGGGUUCUUCACCACAAUAUGUGUCUGAUCCCACCACUGUUGAUCAUCUUGUGUUUGGAAUUGCAUCAAGUGGAAUUUCAUGGCCUAAGAGGAAGGAAUACAGCAAGAUCUGGUGGAAUUGGAAACUCAAUAAAACAAUGAGAGGAUGUGUUUUCGUAGAUACACUUCCACAUGAAGAAAAUGCCAACAACAACAAUGAUGGUUCUCGUCCUCCUCUCUGUGUCUCUGAAGACACUUCACAGUUUUUCUACACUUACAAGCCUGGUGGUCUCCGAUCAGCAAUCCGCGUGGCACGUGUUGUGAAAGAGACUGUGGCUUUGAACCAUUCUGGUGUUAGAUGGUAUGUGUUUGGGGAUGAUGACACCAUUUUCUUCCCUCAGAAUUUGGUCAAAACUCUUUCCAAAUAUGAUCAUAGGCUUUGGUACUACGUUGGGUCGUACUCAGAGAUUUAUGAGGGCUCCCAGGUUUUUGGUUUUGGAAUGGCUUUUGGUGGAGGUGGUUUUGCCAUCAGUUCCUCUCUAGCACAAGUCCUAGCCAAGGUUUUUGAUUCAUGCAUACAAAGGUAUUCUCAUCUAUAUGGAAGUGAUGCCAGGGUGUACUCUUGCAUAACAGAACUAGGUGUGGGAUUAACACAUGAACCAGGUUUUCAUCAGGUUGAUUUGAGGGGAGAUAUAUUUGGCCUAUUGGCAGCACAUCCAUUAACUCCCUUGGUGUCCCUACAUCACCCAGAUCACACUGAUCCUAUCUUUCCUAACAUGACAACUACAAAAUCUCUGCAACAUUUAUUUGAAGCCGUUAAUGUUGAUUCCGAGAGGAUCCUACAACAAACAGUUUGUUAUGAAAGGAGGUUUUCAUGGACAAUUUCAGUGUCAUGGGGCUAUGGUGUUCAAGUGUUCCAGAACAACAUGCUUUUGCCAGAUGUUCUAAGAGUGGAAAAAACAUUCAAGCAAUGGAAGGAAGGAAAUGUUUUGGCAGGAAUAUAUACUUUCAAUACAAGAGAACUUCACCCAGACCAAUGUAAAAGACCCACCAUUUUCUAUCUUGAUAAAGUGUCUUCUAGCAAAGAUGGCAUCAUAAGCAGUUACAGGAAAUAUUCUCAAAAUUGCUCAUACAAGGAACCAAUGAAGAAAUUGGAGGUGAUCAAAGUGUUUACAAAUAAGUUAUACCUUGACAAUAAACAGUUGCAGAUUCCAAGAAGGCACUGUUGUGAUGUGUUGCCCUCUAACGCUGGUGACUCAAUGGAAAUUGCAAUCAGAGAAUGCAAAUAUGAAGAAAUGAUUUACAUGCACUAGAACAUAUACUUUAAAUCUCUUUCACCUUGCUCAAGCAGCAGGUAUCCUUGAUGAGUGUUGCUACUUAGGUAGUGUAUAUAGAAAGCAAGAGAUUGUGUAAGAAAAUUCCCAAUAUAAAUUUGAACUUUCAUAUAUCUAAGAUAGCAAUUUACAGAAGCAUAAAAGAAUGCUUCUAUCGGGUUUCCUCUUGUGUAUUCCAAAACUAUUUAUAAUUAAUUAAAAAUCUUUUUUCAAUUUCUCAA
Molecule: messenger RNA, 2053 nt
Organism: Glycine soja
Lineage: Eukaryota; Viridiplantae; Streptophyta; Magnoliopsida; Fabales; Fabaceae
Exons: 3
Coding region: 348-1811 (487 amino acids)
Molecular function (GO): acetylglucosaminyltransferase activity
Source: RefSeq, a predicted model, not a curated record